Molecule: messenger RNA, 3648 nt
Organism: Cynocephalus volans (Philippine flying lemur)
Lineage: Eukaryota; Metazoa; Chordata; Mammalia; Dermoptera; Cynocephalidae
Gene: PLEKHG4
Product: pleckstrin homology and RhoGEF domain containing G4
Exons: 21
Coding region: 1-3648 (1215 amino acids)
Molecular function (GO): guanyl-nucleotide exchange factor activity
Source: RefSeq, a predicted model, not a curated record
AUGGAGGGGUCCCUGGAGGAUGGGAAUGAGUCCCCACAUUCCCAGGGCUGUGCCACCGACUUGAGGUUUGCUGUGUGCAGUUUCAGGGAUUCCUGGGAUGAGGAGGAACCUGCUCCCCAGAUGCAGGUUAAGGACCUCAGUCCUCCAAGAGCACCAGCAGGGGCAGCCCAGGGUGAAGGGCUACAGGGUAGCCCCUUAUCCAGGGAGCUUCAACUACCCCCAGAACAGAUGCCUGCAGAUGGGUCAGGAGAUGGCCAGAGGAGCACAUUAGGAGGCUCCUCAGUCCAGUCAGAGGGGCCAGCUCCCUGUGGAGUGGAGAGCCUCCUGUGUCCCAUGUCCUUCCACCUCAGCCUGGCACUGGGUAAGAGUGACAGUCCAGGGGGAGGUUUGGUAGGAGACCCAGGUAUAGGCAGGGCAGUUCCAGCUGGCUUGGGCCCUGGGGGUCUGCACAGUGACCCCGUGGACUUUGGAGACCUUUUGUCACAGACAUCUGCAAAGCUGUUGGAGGCAGACCCCAGCAGAUCCAGCCUCCCUAAGCCUGCUGACUGCUUUGUGGCCCAAGACCUCACCUGGGAGCUGCUGGCUAGUGGCAUGGCUGCCCUGCCAGGGACUCGGGAUGUAGAAGGCCGAGCAGUUCUGCUUCUGUGUGCCCACAACCCAGCCUGGCUUCACCCCAAGUGCAGCAGCCAUGAACUCAUCCACCUCCUGCUCUACCUGCGAAGCAUCCCCAGGCCCGAAGUACAGGCCCUGGGACUGACAGUGCUCAUCGAUGCUGGAAUUUGUUCCCCAAGCUCUUCCCUGUUCUGGGGGCUCAACCAACUACAAGAAGCAGCCCCAGGAUCAGUGCACCAGGUGCUGCUAGUGGGAAAGAUGCCAGAGGAGGUGCCUUCCAGGAUGCAGCUGGUGCAGCUGCCCUCUCAUCAGAGCCUGCUGACCUACAUCCCCACCACGGCGUUGCCCACUUCGCUGGGAGGAUGCCUGCCUUACUGCCACCAGGCCUGGCUGGAUUUCCGGAUGCAUCUGGAAGCCCUAAUGAAGAACUGCCAAGUGGUUUGUGCCAUGCUCCAGGGAGCCAUGGAGAGUGUGAAGGCCGUGCCGCAGCCCAUGGAGUCUGGGGAAGUCAGUCAGCUGCUACAGCAGGUGCGGGUCCUGAUGCAGCAGGUUCUAGACUCACCACAGCUGGCAUGGCUACAAUGCCAGGGGGCCUUGGAGUUGGCAUGGCUGAAGCAGGAGGGCCCAGAGGUGACCCUAAGCCCAGACUACAGGCCGGCGGUGGACAAGGCUGAUGAGCUGUAUGGCCGCAUCGAUGGACUGCUGCAUGAGCUGACCCUGAAGAGCAACCAGCGAGUACAGGCCCUGGAGUUGGUUCAAAAGUUGGAGGCCCAGGAGGGUGGGCUUCACCAGAUUGAAGUGUGGCUACAGCAGGUGGGCUGGCCAGCACUGGAGGAGCCAGGGCAACCCUCACUGGACAUGCUGCACCAGGCCCAAGGCCCUUUUCAGGAGCUGGAUCGGGUUGCACAGGAGCAGGUCAAGAGAGGGGAGAAGCUUCUGCAGCCACUGGCCGGCUGGGAGGCGGCUGAACUGGGCCCCUAUGGGGCGCGCUUUCUGGCCCUGCGAGCUGAGCUGACUGAAUUCUUUAGGGCUUUGGCCCAGCGGCGCCAGCGGCUGGCAGAUGCUGAGAAGCUUUUUCAGUUUUUCAGGCAGGCCUCAACGUGGGCUGAGGAGGGACAGCGGGUUUUGGUAGAGCUGGAGCAGGAGCACCUGGGGGUUGUGCUGCAGCAGCUGAAGCUGCACUGGACUAAGCACCCCGACUUGCCUCCUGCCCACUUCCGAAAGAUGUGGGCUCUGGCCACGGCGUUGGGCUCGGAGGGCAUCCGCCAGGAAUGCCACAGGGUCUGGGCACGGUGCCAGGAUACCUGGCUGGCCCUAGACCAGAAGCUAGAGGCUGCACUGAAGCCACCACCGACAGGCAGUACAACUAGCCUGUGUGUCAGCCGGCUCUCCCCUGCAUCUGCCACCCCUCCCGUGGGGAAGGCCUACAGUUUUGAUCAGAAUAUGGGCCAGAGUACCAGUGAACCUGCCCACCGCUGCCACCAUGUGGCCAUUGUUUCUGCCUGCCAAGGACCAGAGGCUGAAGGAAGUGCCCAGCCUGGGUCAUCCCCUACUGUGCCUCCACCAGGCAGCUGUGACCUCAGGAGCCCCAACAGGCUACAGCUGGUGCUGGCGGAGAUGGUGGCCACAGAGCAGGAGUAUGUUCGGGCCCUUGACUACACCAUGGAGAACUACUUACCAGAGCUGGAUCGACCUGAUGUGCCCCAGGGCCUCCGUGGCCAGCGCGCCCACCUCUUCGGCAACUUGGAGAAGCUGCGGGACUUCCACUGCCAUUUCUUCCUGCGUGAGCUGGAGGCUUGCACCCGGCACCCACCCCGAGUGGCCUAUGCCUUCCUGCGCCACAGGGUGCAGUUUGGGAUGUAUGCACUCUACAGCAAGAAUAAACCUCGCUCCGAUGCCCUGAUGACCAGCUAUGGUCACGCCUUCUUCAAGGAUAAGCAGCGAGCACUUGGCGACCACCUGGACCUGGCCUCCUACCUGCUAAAGCCCAUCCAGCGUAUGAGCAAGUAUGCGCUACUGCUGCAGCAGCUGGUGCGGGCCUGCGGAGGCCCUGUGCAGGAGGUGAGCGCCCUGCAGGCAGCCCAGAGCCUCGUGCGCUUCCAACUGCAACAUGGCAACGACUUGCUGGCCAUGGAUGCCAUCCAGGGCUGUGACGUUAACCUCAAGGAACAGGGGCAGCUGGUGCGACAGGAUGAGUUUGUCGUGCGUGCUGGCCGUCAUAAGUCUCUGCGCCGCAUUUUCCUCUUUGAGGAGCUGCUGCUCUUUAGCAAACCUCGCCGUGGACCAGCAGGUGUUGACACAUUUACCUACAAGCGCUCCUUCAAGAUGGCAGACCUUGGCCUCACCGAAUGCUGUGGGGAUAGUGACCUGCGCUUUGAGAUCUGGUUCCGCCGCCGCAAAGCCAGGGACACCUUUGUACUACAGGCCUCCAGCUUGGCCACCAAGCAGGCCUGGACGGCUGACAUCUCCUGCCUGCUCUGGAGGCAGGCAGUCCAUAACAAGGAGGUGCGCAUGGCUGAGAUGGUGUCCAUGGGUGUGGGGAACAAGGCCUUCCAGGACAUUGCCACCAGCGAGGAAGCUAUCAAUGACCGUACCAUCAACUACGUCCUAAAGUGCCGAGAAGUUCGUUCUCGGGCCUCCAUUGCUGUGGCUCCAUUUGAGUAUGACAGCCCCUACCUGGGGGCCUCAAGCUCCCUUCCUGGAGACCCUGCCUCUUGCUCUGUUCUGGGGUCCCUCAACUUACACCUGUACAGAGACCCAGCUCUUCUGGACCUCCGCUGGCCCCUGUAUCACCCCACCUUCCCAGAGGAAGCAGCACUGGAGGCUGAGGCAGAGCUGGGCAACCAGCCCUCUUUGACUCCCGAUGGCUCAGAGGUCUCGUCCCAGUGCCCAUCAGCCAGUGGCUCCAGUGGCUCAGACAGCAGCUGUGUGUCAGGGCAGGCCCUGGGCAGGGGCCUCGAGGACUUGUCCUAUGUGGAGCUGGGGAAUGGGGGCAUGUGGGUCAGAGCCAUUCCUCAGAGAACCCCCUGGAUGUAG